Molecule: messenger RNA, 2126 nt
Organism: Silurus meridionalis
Lineage: Eukaryota; Metazoa; Chordata; Actinopteri; Siluriformes; Siluridae
Gene: tbx22
Product: T-box transcription factor 22
Exons: 8
Coding region: 382-1896 (504 amino acids)
Biological process (GO): positive regulation of DNA-templated transcription; regulation of transcription by RNA polymerase II; cell fate specification
Cellular component (GO): nucleus
Molecular function (GO): RNA polymerase II cis-regulatory region sequence-specific DNA binding; DNA-binding transcription factor activity, RNA polymerase II-specific
Source: RefSeq, a predicted model, not a curated record
CUGUAAAUCUGCACACACGGGAGAAAAUCUCCUGUUUAACAUUCUUUGCGCAAAUCAAUGACAAGAGGCCGGAAGACAUUUUCUCCGGUCUAUAAAUUAUAAGUUCCAUCCUCUGACCGACUUCACAUGCAGGAAAUUCGGUAGCUGUCACUUGUUCUUCUGGAAGUUGUCCUACUGCUGGCCUUCAUUUGCGCCCCUGUUGGUGCCUCCCAGUUUAGGAGCUGAAUGUGGAGUGGGUGGGGAAGUGCGCGGACACGCGGACGCGCCACUACAACUGCGAAAUGAUCGGCAAUUUAAACGCGAGCGCGCAUGGGACAGACGCGUAAAAUAAAGCGCGAUUGAAAACAGCAAAGGGAAAUCGAUUCAAGCACCUGGAGCUGGAUGGCCAUGCAGAGGGUGAGUGAAGCCGGGGACAGAGUUUCGGUCGCCUGUCCGCGGGCGCAGGGUCUAAGCCGGAGAGCGCACGCGUUCUCUGUGGAGGCUUUGGUGGGGAAAAGCUGCAAAAGGAUGAAAGUAGAAAAGGCGAAGGAUUUGAAGAUAGAGACGAGAGACUGCGACUUGGACAGAGUGACUGGGAACGUGGUGGAUGAAGGACAGGACAGCGUGCAUCAAAUCGAGGAAACUGUUGAACGCACAAGUACAUCCGCCGAGGACAAAACUGACCCAGACGCACAAAUCCAAGUGGAACUGCAAGGAUCCGAUCUGUGGAGCAGAUUUCACGAGAUCGGAACAGAGAUGAUCAUCACCAAAGCGGGCAGGCGAAUGUUUCCAUCCAUCCGAAUAAAAGUGAAGAACCUGGACCCCUUUAAGCAAUAUUACGUUGCCAUGGACAUCAGGCUCGUGGAUUCCAAGAGAUACAGAUAUGUAUACCACAGUUCCCAGUGGAUGGUGGCUGGAAACACAGAUCACUCGUCCUUCACCCCGCGGCUCUACAUUCACCCGGACUCCCCAUGCUCCGGAGAAACGUGGAUGCGCCAAGUGAUCAGCUUCGAUCGUGUCAAAUUAACAAACAACGAGAUGGACGACAAGGGGCAUAUCAUCCUGCAGUCCAUGCACAAGUACAAGCCGCACGUGCACGUGGUCGUGCACGAGCCAUCUCUGGACGUGUCGCAAAUCGCUGCGCUCCCUGCUGAAGGCGUGUGCACUUUUUCCUUCCCCGAGACCCAAUUCACAACUGUAACAGCCUACCAAAACCAACAGAUAACAAAAUUGAAGAUUGACCGAAACCCUUUUGCUAAGGGCUUCAGAGACCCAGGAAGAAACAGGGGUGUACUGGAUGGUGUUAUGGACUCUUAUCCCUGGCGAAAUCCAUUUGGUCUCAAUUUGAAACCAUAUGGGUUGGAGCUGCAAGGUGAAAAUUGUGGGUCAUCUGAGAGCUGUGGUGACAUUUCUUCACUGAAAAGGCUCUUGCCACACUCCAGUUCCUCACUCUCUCUCCCAUUCACCUUCUCUGGCUCUGACAGUGAUCUUCCGAACCUCAGCGUCCCAGUCUGCUCUAAAAUGACCUCUUCAAACACUUCUUUCACAAGCCGGCCUUACUGCAGCCUCAUACCAGACAGACUCAGAGGUUAUUCAGGGUUGCGACCCUUGAUGGACUUCCCCAUGCUCUCUUCUCUCCAUGGCAAAAAAAUAGCUUGCAGGGGUCAAUGCCUCCAUAGCCACUGCUUGCUUUCCAUCCAGAACCUACAGGCAACCCGAACUCCUGGAGCUCAGAGGGAUUCUGCAUCAUCUUCUCUCCUGUCACCAUAUGGGCUUUUCAGCUAUACUUUACCUUUCAAUCCACAUUUCUCCAGCAUUACCAGCUCACAAAAACCAGCUGACAGCAUAAUCCUGGCAUCAUCUGAAAGCCUGUUGCGCCAAACAGCCUGGCCUUCAACUGCCAAUCACUGCCUCUGACCUUGCCAGAUGCUGGAGUUGAACUUAUGAUAAACAUGUGUAAACAAUGCCAAUACAUAGCUGCUGUCACCCCACCACUCAUAUGAUUCAAUGCAAAAUAGCUAGGAUGAAGUGCAAAUGAGUGGAACAUGGAACUUUUGUUAUACUAUGGACUUCUUCAGUGCUAAUGCUGGAAAAACACUGCACUUAAUAUUUCCUAUUGGAAGACAGAAUUGACAAUAUAGUUUUAA